Messenger RNA from Puccinia graminis f. sp. tritici CRL 75-36-700-3, 769 nucleotides. RefSeq lists its product as uncharacterized. Lineage: Eukaryota; Fungi; Basidiomycota; Pucciniomycetes; Pucciniales; Pucciniaceae. The coding region runs from base 1 to 573 and encodes 190 amino acids. The transcript has 3 exons. The record is from RefSeq and is a predicted model, not a curated record.
AUGUCCCUCCGAGGAAGUCUCGUUAACGAACUUGAAGGGACGCUCUUGUGUGCUGGAAACAAAAUAUUUAUCCGCCCCGACCAUGUUUCCAGAAGCCGGACUGAAUACCUGAACCCUCGGCUGGCCAUUGGACACGCAGCAAUCUAUCGAGACAAGUCAGACGAAUCAGUAUCCUCAAGUAGGACAACGCGCCCGAAGAUGAAACUGUUGACGAUCCUUGCGCUGGCUUUCGUCCCUGCGGGAAUCUUCAUCGUCAACUGCGCUCUCGACUGUGACCACUGCCAACGCGCAAGUCUCCACCCAAUUAUUCCACCGAAGUUCUCUACAGGUGUCUGCGGGUAUGUAGAAGACGGUGUCCCCUGCCAGGAAGAGCGUACCAAGAGACAUUAUGAAUGUACCAGGCGAAUUUGUCGAAUGGAAGUCAAGCUCAAUGUCCGAUCGUGGAGGGAUCCUGAAACUAAGCAAAUGAUCCGUGAAGGGUGUGGCCAUCAUCACAGAACCACCGUGAUCCCGCCAAUACCACUUCGGGAGGCUCAGCUGCACAGCUUCAUGCCAGAAACACCCGGCAUGUAAAGAAAUCCAGAAAAGCAAAGUAUAUCUUGUUCAGACCAUGAUAGCUGUAGUUGAGAUUGUAGUACAUGGAGAUUAUAGUACAUGAAUUCAUAUAAUCAGAAGAUGGUUCAAGCCUCUUUCAGAAGUUUCAUUUGUUUUUGCUCUCCUCUUUCUUCUUCUUAUGGUGGGGCAGUACCAACAUAGUUUUUUUGUUGUU